This is a messenger RNA of Dermochelys coriacea (leatherback sea turtle), 1099 nucleotides long. It is a transcript of the gene ARF5, whose product is annotated as ADP ribosylation factor 5. Gene Ontology annotation, molecular function: GTPase activity; GTP binding. Lineage: Eukaryota; Metazoa; Chordata; Testudines; Dermochelyidae. Bases 108 to 650 code for a protein of 180 amino acids. The transcript is spliced from 7 exons. The record is from RefSeq and is a predicted model, not a curated record. Gene Ontology annotation, biological process: intracellular protein transport; vesicle-mediated transport. Gene Ontology annotation, cellular component: plasma membrane; cytoplasm.
CUAAGGCGGCCGGGGGGCGGGGCUGCGGCUGGUUCCGGCCAGGCCUGAUCGCAGCGGCGGCAGCGGCAGCCUCGGGGCUCGCAGCGCGGCCUCCCCGUCCCGCCGCCAUGGGCCUCGCGGUCUCCGCCAUCUUCUCUCGGAUCUUCGGCAAGAAGCAGAUGCGGAUUCUCAUGGUCGGCUUGGACGCUGCUGGUAAAACCACCAUCCUGUACAAGCUAAAGCUGGGCGAGAUCGUCACCACCAUCCCCACCAUUGGAUUCAAUGUUGAGACGGUGGAAUACAAGAACAUCUGCUUCACCGUCUGGGAUGUAGGUGGCCAGGACAAAAUCCGACCCCUGUGGAGACACUACUUCCAGAACACACAGGGCCUCAUAUUUGUUGUGGACAGCAAUGACCGAGAGAGAGUGCAGGAGUCUGCAGAUGAGCUACAGAAGAUGCUGCAGGAGGAUGAGCUGCGGGAUGCGGUCUUGCUGGUGUUUGCUAACAAGCAGGAUAUGCCCAAUGCCAUGGCAGUGAGCGAGCUGACAGACAAGUUGGGCCUGCAGACGCUCCGCAGCAGAACUUGGUAUGUGCAGGCAACUUGUGCAACCCAGGGCACUGGUCUCUAUGACGGACUGGACUGGCUAUCGCAUGAGCUCUCCAAGCGCUAGAACUUGAACCUUGAGGACUUUUCAGGCACUGCACUAGUCAUGCUCCUGCCUUCCGCUGCCCAGACGGCACUUUCAUGUUAACCAUCCUACCCAACUGCAUGUGUUCUUGUGAGGUGGAGCCUGUGCCAUGUCCCAGUGGGGCCUGUUGGGAGGGAGGGAGGGAAGUGGCAUUCACUUGCAUCUAGCGGGUGAGGGCAGGGUGUGUCUAAGCACUGAGCUGGUGGCGGCGUUCCAGUUACCUCCACUGGCAGCUUGUGAGGAAAGCCGUAGGUAACUGCUUUGGCCAUCACAACACUGCAGAACAGAACCAUUUCUCCUUUUUAUCCUUCCACGAACUUUAUAAUUGUUUCUCUUGGGGAGGGUGGGGGGCAGGGCAAGGCAGGGCAGGGCUGGGACUCUGACUGUGUAAUGUGCUAUUGUAUAUCGAGUAAUAAAACUCCACCAGUUUG